This is a messenger RNA of Cyanidioschyzon merolae strain 10D, 1338 nucleotides long. RefSeq names its product aspartate-semialdehyde dehydrogenase. Bases 1 to 1338 code for a protein of 445 amino acids. NCBI's taxonomy places the organism in Eukaryota, Rhodophyta, Bangiophyceae, Cyanidiales, Cyanidiaceae. The record is from RefSeq and is a predicted model, not a curated record. Gene Ontology annotation, biological process: L-threonine biosynthetic process. The transcript has a single exon. Gene Ontology annotation, molecular function: NADP binding; aspartate-semialdehyde dehydrogenase (NADP+) activity; protein dimerization activity.
AUGUUCGUGACUAUCGGUAUUGGGACGACUACCUUUCGCGAGCAGAAGCUCGAUGUGCAUCGUGCACUCAAAGCAUCUCAACCCGCGUGGAACGUUGCCAACGUGCGUUUCCGGGUAGCGUGCGCUCCGUUUCGCAAGACGUCGUCGACGACGCGGUCUCGGCGAGCCGGCACCGCCGCCCUACACGCCCGACUGAACCUGACUGAGCGCAUUCCGGUGGCGGUCCUCGGUGCUACCGGUUCGGUUGGACAGCGUUUCGUGCAGCUGCUUGAGGGUCAUCCCUGGUUCGAGGUAGUUGCUCUGGGCGCUUCGUCGCGUUCCGCGGGCCACAAGUACGGCGAGCAGGUGUCUUGGAAGCAGGCGACGCCCAUACCCGCAGACAUGGCCGAUAUCGAGAUAUCGGAAUGUGAUCCGAAUGAGGCUGCCUAUCGGGACGUGAGGAUCGUGUUCAGCGGACUAGACAACCAGAUUGCUGGCGAGAUCGAGACGCGUUUCGCGCAAGCCGGAAAAGCCGUCUUCUCGAACGCGAAGAACCACCGCAUGGACCCGGACGUGCCUAUCCUGAUUCCUCCCGUCAACGCCUCACAUAUUGAAGCAGUGCGAACACAAGCGGUGUAUCGUCAGAGUGGAGGUUUCAUCGUCACCAACGCGAACUGCUCUACGACAGCGAUGACUAUCGGUCUGGCGCCUAUAUGGAAGAGCCCCGAGCUUGGCAUUGAGACGAUUGUGGUUAGCACCAUGCAGGCCAUUAGCGGUGCUGGGUACCCUGGGCUCAGCGGUAUGGAUAUUCUUGACAACGUUGUUCCGUAUAUUGGUGCCGAGGAGGGCAAGAUGGAAACCGAAUCACUGAAAAUUUAUGGAGAAUACCAGCCGACUCGAGGCUUCGUGCCUGCAGAGAUCAAUGUUUCGGCGAUGUGCAAUCGGGUACACGUGCUGGACGGGCACACUGAAGCGGUAUCCAUCAAAGUCCGGAAUCGCGGCAACCGGAGCAAGGAAGAACUGGCCCAAAUGGUGAUUCGAGCCAUCCAAGAGUACCCGUCGACAUCUCGCGAUGUUUUUGGACUACCAAGCGGACCUGAACGCGACGUUGUCUACAAUCAGGCACCAGAUCGUCCGCAGCCGCGGCUUGAUCGGAACCUGGGUAGAGGCUUUACGGUUACCGUAGGACGGGUGCGCCCCUGCAAUGUGCUCGACGUGAAAUUGGCCUUGUGCGGACACAACACCAUUGUCGGAGCCGCUGGUGGCAGUAUCCUGAACGCCGAACUCGCUGUGGUGAAGAAACUCAUCGCAAGCGUCGGUGUAGGUGCAACGGAGCAUGGCGCAGCCGUUCGGCGUUGA